AUGUGUUUACAUUUCUUCGUGCCAGAGUUCUUCUUCCAAAAAGCAGGCGGGUCAACCGCCCGCUUCGCCCACGCCACCGCAUUUACUCAAGAAAAUCGUACAGAGGCUGGCAAAUGCACCAAUGAAGGGUUGAUGGCCCUUCCGCGUGAAGGGGGACAAAGGCGUGAAGAGCAUUCUUCCUCCGGUUCUUCUUCCUCCGCGUUUCGAACUGUGCAACACACCCUGCAACAACAGUUGCUGGAGGAUCCGAGUACGGACAACAGCGGAAACGACGGCUCUGCCGGGGAGACGCCGUGCAAGGGGAGUGGGGAACAUCCGAAUGGCUCCGGCUCCUGUGAUCCGUGCAUUUUCUAUUGCUCGUCAUUGGGCUGCAAGGACGGCGAUGCCUGCAAAUACUGCCACCAUCCUUGGGAAGAGCGUCAGGCGGUACAGCGACCUCGGAAGCCAUUGAGGGAGAAGCUGAAGGCCAGAAUAGAGCAGCUUUUGCAGAACCGUCGGCCAGAUGAGGUACAAGAAGAACUACAAGCGGAGGCUCGUAAAAGUCCCUAUGCCAGGAAACUGCUGCAGGGCUACGUUCUCGGCUUAACCCAUCCUGUGCCAAGGUCCAAGGAGAGCAAGUGUAGCAGCACAAAGGGCUCUCACAUGCCAACAAGUGUAGAGCUCUAGUAGGAUACUAGAGCUAGCUUUUGUGUGGAUUUUUUGACGUUUUGUCAAGCUUCUCGAGGAUGUGGCUGAUUCACAGACCGUAGAGUCAGCGCGUGUGGCAAGAUCCACCACACCAGUGAGACCGGACCGGUUAGCGGGGCUUUGCCUUCGCUGUGCGGCUUCCGGCCCAAGCGUGUCCGUCACACAUGAUCGUGCGCGCUUGGUUUAAGUGGACUAUUUGGGGCCCAAGCCCCGAUAUCCCCGAUCCAGUGCGACCUACCCUUGGCCAAAUACGCUCAUCACUCAUCACGUGUCCAAGCGCUGUUGUUUUCCUUCAUUGGCCAUUGGACUUGAAACGUGCUUGAGCGUGCCCCGUCCGAAUUGGGUGCAUAAUUUUUACCCGCUCAGCGAUGGAACUAAUUUCAGCUCGCAUUUUAGCGUGCAACCACAUCUCCGGCUAGGACAAGACAGAAGCUUGCUUCUAGAUGCGACAGGAGCAUUUGCAGUGUAGCAUCCGAAACCUGCAUGGUCAGGGCUGCAGCAUUUGUUGAAGAAAGGUCCGACCAAGGACUAGCUUAAGCUCUUACAAAGCCUUAUUGUGCCAGGCUGGCACGAACAUACAAUCCCCCAUUCCAGAAUGCAUAGAGGGG
Molecule: messenger RNA, 1295 nt
Organism: Effrenium voratum
Lineage: Eukaryota; Dinophyceae; Suessiales; Symbiodiniaceae
Source: the annotation of a GenBank genome assembly